This is a messenger RNA of Moneuplotes crassus, 1101 nucleotides long. The record is from the annotation of a GenBank genome assembly. NCBI's taxonomy places the organism in Eukaryota, Ciliophora, Spirotrichea, Euplotida, Euplotidae.
AUGGAAGCUAAGAGAACUGGGAAGAAGACCUCACCUAAGACUAUGUACAACUCUGGUUAUUCUUUGUCGUACUUUAACCACCUGCCACAUAAUGAAGCCAAGAUUUUAAGUAUGCACAUUGAGAACCUGACUAAGUCACAGAAGAAGAAAGUUGUAGAUGAGCCUUACAUAUUCAGAUUUUCAUAUCUUGACCAGUCAGAAGCUAUAGCAAAGAGAACUAUUGAGGAAAAGAAAGAUCCUUCUAUUCGGCUUGGAGAGGGCCUUAUUACCAAGAUGAACAGAUGCCUUGAAAGCGCACUGAAAUCAUACGCUAUUCUGGACUUCUCAGGGAUGAGCAUUCCUGUAAAACAAUUGAUAAAGCAUCUUUCAAAGCUUAAGUCUAUAUGUAUCUUAGAUAUAUCGUAUAAUGUCAGGCUUUUCAAGAAAGAACCAAGAGUAAAGUACUUCAACAGGUUCUUGAGAAGAAUUUUCCUCGCAAAAUGUCAGAAAACUCUGAAGAAGCUAAGCAUCGCUAAAUCAGGAAUGACAGAAGAACUGGCUUACAACUUCUGAAGAUGCUUGCCAAGAAUGAAAACUUUACAGAAAUUGGAUAUUAGUGGAAAUUUGAUUGGAGAGAAAGCAGCCCUCACUCUUGCUCAAUACCUUGAGAAUGAUGAGGUAUUAUUAGGAUUAGAUAUCAGUGCCAAUAAGAUCGGUGAUAUAGGUGGUAAAGCCAUUUUAGAAGCCUUACAAGAAAACCCAGCUUUGGUAGACUUAAACCUCUCCUUAAAUGAUAUGACUAGCUCAAUGUCAAAAUCAAUAUAUCAGUUGAUCAAGUUGAAUAAGAAGCUGAAGAGGAUCAAUUUUAGUUUCAAUAAGCUAGAAAAUGAAGGACUGAAGUCGAUCCUUGAUUCCCUAUCCUAUAACGAAAAUUUAAAAUGUAUCAACCUGGCUGGUAAUGAGAUCACCUCUGAUGGAUUUAAGUAUUUAUUAAAGUUCCAACAAUCAAUGUAUGGAUUCAGUCUGCUCAAGUUGAACCUCUACCUAAAUGAGCCGGAUAAAGACCAGAAGAAGGUCUUGUCAUCCAAAUUCCAAGAUUUGGAGACCAAGAUUUUAUUUUAA